Messenger RNA from Eutrema salsugineum, 1356 nucleotides. RefSeq lists its product as uncharacterized. The coding region runs from base 1 to 1356 and encodes 451 amino acids. The record is from RefSeq and is a predicted model, not a curated record. Gene Ontology annotation, molecular function: zinc ion binding. Lineage: Eukaryota; Viridiplantae; Streptophyta; Magnoliopsida; Brassicales; Brassicaceae. The transcript has 4 exons.
AUGGCAUUGGCUGCGUGUAUAUCUGGAUGGAAACAUUUGAAACCGGUAGUUGUUGUUGAUGGGACUCACCUGACUGGUAAGUAUAAGGGUUGUCUAUUAACGGCCAGUGGAAAAGAUUCUAAUUACCAGGUUUUUCCAAUAGCGUUCGCCGUUGUCGAUGCAGAGUCUGACCAGACAUGGAGGUGGUUCUUUGAGAAGUUGGUAGACAUUAUUUCAGAUUCCUCUGAUCUUACUAUUAUCUCGGAUAGGCACGGUGGAAUUGCCAAAGCUAAAAAGAAAUGGUAUCCACAGUCACACCACGGUGCAUGUCUUGUCCAUAUCCAGAGAAAUAUUCACGGUAAAUACAAAGGUUCCGGUCAGAAAUGGUUGGUCGGAAAGGCUGGAGAAGCGUUCACAGUUUCUAAUUUCAAGAAACUAUACGCAAGGCUGAAGGAUGUUGAUUAUCGUUGUUGGGGGUACAUGGAAAAAAUCCCUCUUGCGCUCUGGACUAGAUCACACUUUACUGGUAAGAGGUAUAAUAUGACCUCCAGUAACAUUGCGGAGUCUCUGAACAAUAUACUAUUUGCAGCAAGAGACAGUCCAAUCGUUGCAAUGCUAGAAUUUAUCAGGCGAAUGUUAAAUAGGUGGCUUGAAUGCAGAAAAGAGAAAAUUCAAAAGAUGGAUGGUGACGUUCCAGAAGAAGUUGACAAGUUAAUGAACCUGCAGCUUGAAAAAUCUGCUGCACUAUCGGUUCAAGGCAUUUCUUUGUGGGAGGUUGAAGUCAGUUCUGAGUUAGGUGUACGGCGGCAUGUUGAUCUCCUAAACAAAACAUGCUCAUGUCUAGAGUUUCAGACAUUGAAAUACCCUUGCCGACAUGCAAUGGGCGCGGCUAGGCUUCGUCAAGUGGAGUACAGCAGUUUGGUUGAUCCAAUUCUUAAGAAAUCAAUUUGGAGUGCAACAGUUAGUGGCAAAAUCCUACCAGUGCCCGACCCUGACGACAUUCGUAUCCCAGCUGAGGUGCGUGACCUGAAUAUUAUGCCACCUAAGUCAAAACGUCAAUCAGAAAGGCCUACGACAAAGAGAAAACUUUCAGCAGGAGAGUAUCCUCAGGUUGCGAAAAAAAGAAGCCAAACAAAUGCUCGAGAUGUGGAACCCCCGGCCAUAACCGGGCAAAAUGCAAGGAACCAUUGGGUUGACUGGAUGUGGCUUUUGUGUACACAACCUGUGACGGUGGACAACAUGAAUCAGUUUACAUUAUAUGGUGUAUGUGCAUUAUGGCUUAUGGCGUGUAUGCACAUUCUGGCUUAUGUUUACUGGACAAGGUGUACACAGUUUCUGUACACCUCUGACGGUGGACAUAGUUUGUGUACACUUUGA